AUGAGCUCUGUUCUUACUGACGGAGGAAGACUUUGCCCCCCGCCCGCUCCCCGGGCCGUCUUUUCUCCGCCACGGGCCUGUCGGCGCGCGGGGUCCGCUCCCGGUCCCGAGAAAAUCCAGGUCCAGGUCUUCGGUGCUGGGCUUGGAAGGGUAUUUGGAGGCUCCGAGCUGCAGGAGCGGAGGGUUUCUGAACGCGUGACCUUGUGCCAAGCUGGCUGCGUGGAGGUAGAGGCAGAUACAGAGGCUGUGGUUGGCCAGUCUUUCAAGAUCCGUUGCAUCUCAUGCAAGAAGCGCAGUGAAACAGAGGCAGAAGCCUUCACUCAGUGGUUCUUCAGGCAGGAGGGGACAACCGACCUGGUCAAGAUCCUUCAGUAUGAUCCCUAUGAUAAACUCAGUGUGUAUGAUCCUCGCUUUGAAAAUCUAGUGAUGUGGAAUGGCACCAAGAACAUUGCAGACUUGCAGGAUGUCUCCAUUUUCAUCCUGAAUGUGACUUCAGAACACGCAGGGGAGUACAUCUGCAGCAUCAACCGCACACUCCAUUAUGCCAAUGAGUUCUCCCACAACAUCUUGAUCAACAAAACAAUCCACAUUGAUGUGGUUGAAAAAGCCAAUCGGGAUACGGCAUCUAUUGUCUCCGAAAUCAUGAUGUACGUUCUCAUUGUUGUCCUGACCAUCUGGCUGGUAGCUGAGAUGAUCUAUUGCUACAAGAAGAUCGCUGCAGCGACAGAGGCAGCUGCUCAAGAGAAUGCCUCUGAAUACUUGGCCAUCACGUCGGAGAGUAAAGAAAACUGCACAGGGGUGCAGGUAGCUGAAUAGCCCAUGCCAGGCCAUUGGCGGGCACUGGGAUUCCUGAUUUUUAUAAGGGAUGAGGCUUUGACAAGGAGUGGAGAAGAGGCAAAGUGACUCAGCAGAGCCAUCAGCAGCCCCGAGAAGAAGUGAGCUGGAACCAAGCAGCCCCUCCCCCCACUGCACGGCCCUUUUCCUUAAUGAAAGCAUGCUAUUUUUAAUACCAGAGCUCUGCAUUCAAGCCAGCCACUCAGAGAGAGACAUGCAUAUUGUUACGGGGAAGGGUGGGUUUCUCCCCGCAGGGGACCUCGCUCUUUUAGACCCAGGUUUUCACCUUCCGGAGUGGGAAUUGCCCCUGCCGUUAGCAUGAUGAGAACGCGGCAUGGCGGCUUGCUCACGUAAUGCAAAGCUUGGGGUCCUCUUCUGCGGCAGCCCCCCGGGCCGGCCAGAAGCCUCUUUCCUUUAUGAGCACUUACGCUUUCUGAUCUUUUGCACAUUUCUUCCGCUUCGAGUUCUUUCGGUUACUUCGCAACCAGCACUUUCGAUGGGUCUGAGGAGAGGACUCCACCUUUCUCUCCUACGAGUCAAGAUGGAUCUGGACUUCUCAGUGGCCCCAGCCAGCCAUGGGUUGAGUGGAGACUGGGUGGAAGACAACUGCCUAAUUGUUCUGAAGCCAUGGAGGGAAUGCUAAGAUGCGAACACUGUCCUAACUCUGUUGCUGAGUGAACUCUCUGGUGCAGGUGGAGAUACGGAUGGUGCCACCUGAAAGCCGUUGCUAGCACAGGUAUCGUUCAUCUCAUUCUCUACCAAGGUUUCCUUCCAGGCUGGCAAUGCACAUAUUGAAGAUCUCUGCAAAGGAGAGACGCCUUGGAAUAGACGUCAGAUGGAGGAGGGGACUUCUGCCUCUGUCCUGGAGAUGUGUGUUGUCACAGUGCCCUUUGUUGGGCCUUGGUGGCUGAGCUGGGCUUUUGAAUUGGUGCAGACCAACCGUCACAGCAAUGCCAUCACCCCAUUGCCCUCCUCCAUGUUUUCCCUUCCUGGAUCCAAUAUUACCUUGCCAGGCCAUUUUGGCUCUUUGGAGAAUACUGUGCCCUCCCCUCUGCUCAGAUCCCCUCCCUCUGGGGCUGGUCCUAGGCACCAGCUGCCAUCACAAUCAAUUAGGGUUUGUUCAUAAAUAAAGAUGAUUGAAUUUCACCUGC
Molecule: messenger RNA, 1985 nt
Organism: Python bivittatus (Burmese python)
Lineage: Eukaryota; Metazoa; Chordata; Lepidosauria; Squamata; Pythonidae
Source: RefSeq, a predicted model, not a curated record